Molecule: messenger RNA, 7998 nt
Organism: Electrophorus electricus (electric eel)
Lineage: Eukaryota; Metazoa; Chordata; Actinopteri; Gymnotiformes; Gymnotidae
Source: RefSeq, a predicted model, not a curated record
AUGCAGUUCACUACUGCACUGGUGGUAGCAUUCACGUGGACUCCUGAGCUGUCGCUGGCUGAGGCCGGCAAGUGUGCUCCAGAAAGAGCCGAGGAAGCUUGGGGAGGACGUGUGUCUCUGGCGCGGGGGGCGUCCCUGGUGGUGGACAGGCUGACACUGGAGGACGAGGGCUGGUUCGAGUGUCGUAUCCUCCUGCUGGACAGAACCUCAGACGAGUUCAGGAAUGGCACGUGGACCUUCCUCUCCAUCGCCGCUCCUCCAGUGUUUUUAAGGACACCCCCGGCUUUUCUAGAGGUCUUACUCGGGGAAUCUCUCACCCUCAGCUGUGGCGCCCAUGGCAGCCCCAUGCCCACUGUCACCUGGAGAAAGGAUGGUGGCAAAGUGGAGUCACAUGACAAGAUCCAGGUAGUCAAUGCAUCCUUGUGUUUGACUGGCGUUACCAGGGAGAUGGCAGGAGUAUACAAGUGUCAUGUAUCCAACUCUGAGGGAAACCUGACCCAUAUUACCCAGCUGCAGGUUAAAGGUCCUCCAGUCAUUAUCGUUCCCCCAGAAGACACCACCAUGAAUAUGUCCCAGGAUGCAUUUCUGCAGUGCCGAGCAGAUGCAUACCCAUCCAACCUCACAUAUGAAUGGUGGAAAGAAGGAGAGAAUGUCUAUCAUAUUGAAUCUCUGAAGUUACGAGUGAAGGUCCUAGUGGAUGGCACCCUCGUAAUCCCUAGUGUAAUCCCAGAAGACUCGGGAAACUACACCUGUAUACCCACCAAUGGCCUUCUAACUCCACCCUCCGCCACUGCCCACCUCAAAGUGAAACACCCUGCACGGGUGGUGCGGAUGCCUGGGGAGACCUACCUCCCUGUGGGCAUGGGCGGGACGGUUGUGUGUCCAGUCCAAGCUGAGCCCCCCAUGCUGUUUGUGAACUGGACCAAAGAUGGACUCUCACUGGACCUAGCCCAGUACCCAGGGUGGACGGUCAAUUCAGAGGGCUCCGUGUUCAUAGCCAUAGCCAAUGAUGACGCAGUAGGCACGUACACCUGCACUGCCUACAACAGCUAUGGGACCAUGGGCCAAUCCGAACCCACCAAAGUUAUCCUGGAGGAUCCCCCCUCUUUUCAGGUGGCCCCCAGGAGUGAGUACCUGCAGGAGGUGGGUAGAGACCUAAUGAUUCCCUGCCAAGCAUUUGGAGACCCAUCUCCUAAUAUCACCUGGGUCAAAGUUGCUGCUGAUCCUCGCUCUCCAUAUGCCAUCUUAUCCAAUGGUUCUCUGGUCCUGCGUCCUCUAAGCAAAGACCACCAUGGUGCUUGGGAAUGCCGUGCCACCAACCGUGUGGCCACUGUCAGCAUACGCACCAUGGUGUUAGUGCUAGGCACAAGUCCCCAUGUUGUCACUGGGGUCUCUGUGGAUCCAGGGAUGAACCAUGCCAAUGUGUCCUGGGAGCCUGGAUUUGAUGGAGGAUAUACUCAGAUGUUUACCAUCUGGGUGAAGCCCACUGCCAGGGGAGAGCAUGAAUGGGUCUCUCUCCCUGUGCCCGCAUCUAAAUCCAGCCUCCUUGUAACGGAUCUCCGGGCUGAUACCAGUUACCAGUUCAGCAUUCUGCCUCAGAACAAGCUGGGAUCUGGCCCGUUCAGUGAGAUCGUCACCACCAGGACACGGGGUCUGCCAACAGAUCCACCCACUAUAGUAACCACAUUCACAGCACUACUCCCUCCCACCUCUCUGUCAAUCAACCGCACAGUGGUGGGGGUGCUGCUGCAGUGGACCGCACCCCCUCAUGAGUCACCUCCAAUCACGGCCUUUGUCCUCCAGGCGAGGCAGGAAAAGAGCCAGUGGGUUACGCUUGAUGAAGCAAUCAACAUCAAUGUCACAGAAAUGAUUGUGCAGGGCUUGAUGAAGGACUCUAACUAUGAUCUGCGACUGCUGUCUCGUAGAGACAAAAUGGUCAGUGAGGCCAGUGAUUUCGUCAGUAUCUCCACAAAAGGUAUGGACAUGUACCCAGCUCCCCCCAGCUUGCUGGCCUUUGCUCCUGAGCCCCUGCUAGCCGGCAUGAUCGGAGGUGUGUGCUUCCUGUUUGUGGCGAUCGUCCUGUCACUGAUAGCAGCAUGUGUCGUGAGCCACAGGCGGGAGCGACGCCGCGGGAAGAGACGAGAAGAUAUCCCAUCUGCCUUCCAGAAGAGCUCAUCCCCACAAGCUCGCUUGCCUGCUGACAGCCCUGAUAGUAUGCUGAAGAUGAAACUGUGCCCUCCCCUGAUCUUCUUCCCCACCUCUUCUUCAUCUGACCGCUCAGACCACUCCUCCUUCGAUAAGGGCAGCCGUAGCGAUUACCAGGACCAGAAGAAGCAGCUGCUCUCCUCGUCCUCUCCAACCCCACGCUAUGCUCUCUUUGAGAGCCACCUCGGUUGCUCCCCAGCCCAGACUUCCGCUAUUGAGUCCAUAUCCAGAGGUCCCGAUGGCCGUUUCAUUGUCCAGCCAUACCCAGAGGGUUCAACAUCGAAAGACAUUAAAAAGGAAUUUCCCCAGUCCCCAGGCAUUGGUGGAGAAGGCAACAGUGGCCCUUACAGAGAUUCUCCCAAAUCCAGCCCAUUUAAGUCAGAGAACAAUGCAAGUCAGGAAUCACCUCCAAGGAUGAGUUUGGACUCGGCAGAACCUGAGAGGCUCCCACAGUCCCCAGGCAGGGUAAAGGCCAUGGCCAGAAAUCUCCCCCUGCAUGGCUGCUUUUACACUGAUGAUGAGCAGGGCUGCUCAGAGGCUCUCCUGGAGAAGGCCAGUUUCUACUCAGACUGCAGCGAGAAUAGGUCUCAUGGCUCUUUGAAGAAGUUCUCCCUAACAAGCCAUCAGGAAGACAUCUUCCCCAGCCUAACCAAGGGGGCCCAUGUUUUACCACACCAUGCUGGUUACCAGCCUAUGAACACAGACAGUCAGCUAACCGAACCAAGCACCAUAAUUUCUCAGUUGGGAAGUGAGCAAGAGAGGGACAACCUCGGUAGGUGUCUGAGGUUAGUGAAGGAGCGAGAAGAGAUGGAGAGGGAGCUGGAGGGCUACACCAAAACCCGGAGAGCAGAGGAGCAGGAAAAAGAGCAAAAGCGUGCCGAGUCCCCCAGUCCUCUGCAAAGAUGGGCAGGGCUUGAGUCGGAGGAUCACAUAUGGAAACCUCAGGACAUCCAGCUCCGGCAAAAAACCCAAAGACCUAACAGCCUGACCCAACGAGUUUCAGACUACCGGCGAGGCUGUUAUUUUGGCAACACCAGUAGUCCCAUGGAAAGGCUACUCCCGUCCUCCUCUUCUUGCUUUCAGUGGGAUAUCAGCCCUGUGACCUCACCUACCAACCAAGCAGCUGUACACAGCCUCGCAGGAGGAGAUGCACACCAGACAACGGACACACCUCCGAGAGGGUUGACAGCGGCAGAGAACUCAACGGCGAGAGACUUCUCAAGUUCACAAGUCGCGCAGUACACUUCCUUGUCAGUCCCCUCUCCCAGCAUGGAUAGUUCUUCUCCCUGUGAACCCAUCCUGGCCAAGACGAAGGGCAACUGUUCAGAAAGACCCACAGACAGGGAGCAGGAGCUUUCUUGCUCAAGGACUUUGGCAGAGCAAGACUGGAGGAAGGACAGAGAAAUUGACACACAAGCAGGUGUGUCCAGAUCCUCACGUCCUGCUUCUUCUAGUCCCCAGCCGCCUGAGAUGGAAUCUGAGAGAGGAAGACAUUCUGUGGCAGAAACAACCGCUGAUCACCAUUACCCCAAACAAAACACUCACAGAGAGGAGAUGAAGCUUGAGGGGGGAAGGUUGAGCCACAGUCCUUCCGGUUGCUCCACCCUUCCCUAUGAUCAUCAGAAAACUGUAGCCAAAGUGAAGCUGGGAGAGAGUCAGAGCAAAGCUGGAGACGAGCCCAGUUCCUCAUCCCUGCAGCCUGGGGAACAAAAGGAGGGUGUCAGGACACAGUCCCGCAAGAGCGAUAAAUGUGUCUUCAGUGACAGCCCUAGCUGCAUUUCUCCUUUGUCCUUUCUUGAAAAUGAGGGGGAGAAUGAUCAGUCCAAUCUUUCUGUUGUAAGUUUGUCAGAAUCACUGAAACCCAAGAUUGUUCCACAACAUGCCAGGCUAUCUCCUCUGCAAACGAGUGCUAUCCUGGAGUAUUUGAGCCUGCCAGGCUUCAUUGAGAUGAGUGUAGAUGAACCUAUUGAGGAAAGUCAACCAGCAGAAUCUACCUGGCCCAGCACGGAGCCAGAAAAUUGUGCUCUUUCGAGAGAUGAACCUGAAGUGACCCCUAAGAACUGGGAGUCCCACGGUCAUGGUCAAGACCACUUGAAGGCUAAUGAUAGCCAUCAAAAUAGAGUUUUGGUAGACAGCAAGAUCUCAGUUAUUCCUGUGGGACAUUCUAAAUUAGAAGAUGUGCCUAGUUUGAAGCCCUCUUUAGAGAUUUUAUACAAAGAUUCAGGGUCCUUAAAAAGAAACAUCAAUAUAGCACAAAAUUUAUCUCAUGAAGUAAGGGGUUCUCAGCUAUUGCUCUCUCAAAAGUGCUCAAGUUCAGAUAAACUCCAGUCCACUCAGUUGAACCCUGUACAGACUUUAGUGAGUACUGCUAAGAGUGAGGGAAUAGGAGUUUCUGAUAGCCCCAGUCAAACUGGAAGUUUUGGAGAAUCUUCAUCAGAACAAACUCAAAUAUCUCAAACUCAGGAUAUAAGGACUAACAAAAUAACCUCACGGAUCUCUCAAGCUCCCAUGCCUUUUAUGAAGAAAUCUGUCAGCAUUGGUCCAUGUAGGACACUCUCAGGCAUGGGUCAGCACCAUCCAUUUCUGAAAAAGUCCAUUAGUUUAGGCUCCCAAAAGUGGGAGCAUUACGAAAGCCCUAGGACAUAUGUCUCCGAGACCUGUUACAGAGAUGAGUUUCCCCAUCGAGCUAUAAGGGACAAGUCUUACAGUUUAGGUCACACGUCUGGAGGUUUUUACUUGAGACCUGGUCAUCCAUGGCAUGUGCCAGUGCCCUUUCAACCUCUCAGCAACCUCAAUCUGCAAAGACCUCGCUACAAUGAGAGAUCAAACAUGAUGCCCUCCUACCUCACACAUACACAUGGGCCGCAAGUGCUAGAUCCACCAAAAUUCAUGGAACCCAUUGGACAAGGGUCAGAUCCACGGCGACAGGCCACAAUCUUUCCAGAGUCUUCCAGGUGCCUAUUGUCAUAUCCAGAGACCCUCAGAUCAGUCCAACACAAGUAUGUCCCACUGGAUCACACUCAGCCAUUUGGCCAACCUAGACUAGUGGCAAGAGGGGGUUAUCUUUGGCCUAUGGACCCUAGAAAAGGUCCUCAAAGACCAUUCUUGCCCAGGGGUUACAGCUGGCCCUCACCAUACCAACCAGCCGUUCCUCCACGGAGGCAUGAGGUUCAGAGAGAGCUACAUGGAUGGGUGGGCAUGGGUAAGUCCAGUACAGAUGUAGAUGUUCGAGACAAUAGAGCAGAACCUGGUCGGGCUAGUUAUGCCAGCCAGAGCAGUGGCAGGGGCAGCGUGGGACCUUAUGGGCAUGGGCACCUCCGCCAGUCACUCUCUAUCACUCCCACCUUACUGAGUUCUCCAGAGACUACUGAGGAGAGUGAGAGGCACAAAGCAGAAUUGGACCUGCAAGAGCAGAGGUCAAAAAGAAGGAAUACAUCAGUAGAUGAGAGUUAUGAGUGGGAUGCCACUGAGUGCUCGAUGGGUCUCUUGGAGGCCAUGAAGUUGGAGCAGACAGGAGUGGGGCGAGGCAGAGGGCUCAGGCGAAAUUGGCCUCCCACCAGUGCUGCCUCUCAGGUCUUGCAAGAAAAAGGCUCAUACUCUUCCAUGGCCUCCCAGCCUCCUGUACAUGACUAUGGUCACUCACUGAGUGAGGCACGCUUCAGUGCCCUGAAACAAGAGUUCCAGGAGUACCGCAGAACCAAGGAAUUUUGCUCCCAAGAUCCCUGCUUACCCCCUGACCCUGACUCCGAUUCAGGAUCUGCCCUACUCUAAGUACUCCAGUUUGGACUGUUACCCUCCACUGACCACUCCUCCUCUAGUCAGUGACAUGUCCAUUAUGUUCUGAAUCUAGCUAACAUUGAUGUUUAUAAUAUAGUGACCACUCGAAGAAAUUGCAUUCUUAUGCAUAUUCCUGUUGUGUUUCAGAACUUUCAGAGGAUGGGGACAAUAGCUUUUAAGCACAGUCCUGCCCUCACAAUAGCCUCUGACUGGGAAUACCAAUACACAACAUAUAUAUCCAAUACUUGGACCUAAAGAGGAACCUUCUGAACUUCAGAAUGUUUAACAUGCAACAGUUCAUAUAGUAUAUUGUGAAAUGUAAAAAAUAUAUAUAAAAUUAGCUAAAUUGCUCAGGUGCAUUUUGUAAAACAGAAAAUGCUGGAUCUUCGGUGGCUAAUUUUCCAGUGACUUUGCCUUUUAUUCACAAAUAUAAGCAAAGUGCAGUUUAUGAAAAGCACUCAAAUAAUUUAUCCUUCCUGAUGCGUUUACACUGUGAGACUUAUUGAGGAGCUUUGAUGAAGAACUUAUUAGAAUAAGGUUUUUGUCGGUACUUUGCCUAAACCCAAACACCACUGAACCCUGCUGGCCAUACAACACAGAAGUAUGCUUGGACAAUCACGUUUUAUGGCUUAAAAACAGAAUCAUUCUUGCUUGCCUGCAGUGUCCUGGGACACAGGUGGAAUGACUAUAGAUUGAGUCUGCUCAGUGUAGUCAAUGCUAGUUAAUUCACUGUAUUGUGAACCAGGUAAGAUUUAAAUUGUAAAUAAGCAUUUAUGUUAACUAAAUUGUUACAUCCUCACAUGUACAUGUGUGUACAUGUCUGUGUAAUCUGAUCUAAGGGCAGUUUCCCUAAACAUAGGCUUUUACAAACUGAAAAUGUUAAAAGGAUUGUUUUAAAAAAAAGCAUCCUUUGUUGUGCAGUCCUAAUCCUUUAAUCAUCCACAUUUUUUGAGUCUAAUUAUAAACAAACAGAAUAAGACAUUGACAAAUUGUCAGAUUAAAUGUUUAAUUAUUUAUACUGACGAGCGACUAUCAAAAUGUGUGUGCUGAUUUGUUUAGGUUUUUUCCUUUUGGAGACCCACUUCAGAUAUAGAGGAAAAAAAACCAAAAUAUUCUAUUCUGUUGUCAAAACCUUUCCACUGGUUCAAUUAUCAGUGCAUAGAGUUUGCCACCCUCACUCAGUUCUUUAGGCAAAGGGAUAUUUCCAUAAAUGCUUGCUAAAGCCAGGACUGCUUAAAAGCUUCAAUAAAUAAUUGUGAGACUCAUGUGCCCAAGAACUAGUUCUUUUGAAAACACUGCAGACAUGCAUGCGGUUCAGAUGGCACGGUUGGCUGCCCACCCAUUGCAAAAACCCUUGCAUUUUGCAAACUCACUCUUACAUUUAACUUGUUACGGUGGUAAUGAUUUCCAUAUUGAUCUUAUUGUGAUUUUGUGUGCUGGAUGUAUGCGUGUGAAAAAGUCCAGUAGACAGACAGACACUGUCAUUAUUUUCAAGAACUGCUUGAUAUACGUUUGUCAGCUUAAAGUGUAUCUAUGUUGUAUUGCUUAUAUCGUUGCUCAGUAAGCCACAGUAUACCAGUUUACUUGUUUAGUUUGUUUGUUAUGAUGAACUUUAUGGGUACACAAUGUCACCUAUAUCACUUUCUUUUUCUAUUCCUGUCCUGUCACAUUAGAAAUUCAUUUAGCAUUGGUGUAUAUAUACGUCUUUACUUCAAGACCAUAGCAAAGGGCAUAUUAUGCACUGCAGUGUUUACGCGCAAAUCUUCAGGUGAAUGUGAAAAGUCUGAAAUGUUGCUGGUGAUGCAUGUCUUGUUGCUCAUUGUCAGUCUAGUUUAUUGUCAGUAUUUUGUAUAUACAAUCUUUUGUCAAGAAUUUAUUUUCUUUUUUAGUUGUUUUCCAGACUUUUUACAAUUUUAAAAUAAAUUUUUUAUUUAAGAUACUGCUGUAAAUUUUGUAAAACCUUCAGAUUGUAUGGAUUUUUUGAAAGAUGGUUUUCGAGUUUUGUACAAAUUGGUU